UCCAACUUGUUUUAUGAUGGUACUUUACAGAACGGCGUCACCGUUGCUGAAAGAAUGCAGCCAGGUAUGGAUUUCCCUUGGCCAGUACCUGAGAAACCAAUGUUCUUUUACGCUACAACUGGGCAAGAAGAAAUUGGAUCUUCUGGCACCUCCUUUCUUAACAGGACCGAGGCUGCUGCUGUGGAAAAAAUUGCAACUCGAUUUCUCCGUGCUGGUGUUAAGCCUGAACAGAUUGGCGUGAUCACUCCUUAUGAAGGCCAACGAGCUUAUAUCGUCCAGUACAUGCAGUACAGUGGCUCUAUGCAUGUCAACUUAUACCAAGAAAUUGAAGUGGCAAGUGUGGAUGCAUUUCAAGGACGUGAAAAAGAUUACAUUAUUUUGUCUUGUGUCCGUUCUAAUGAACAUCAGGGUAUUGGCUUCUUACAAGAUCCUCGUCGUCUAAAUGUUGCAUUGACUAGAGCCAAAUAUGGAACUUUGAUUGUUGGAAACCCAAAAGUUUUGUCCAGGCAAGAAUUGUGGAAUCACUUGUUAAACUAUUACAAGGAGAAUAAAGUUCUUGUUGAAGGACCUUUGAACAACAUGAAGGAAAGUAUGAUUCAAUUCAGUAAACCAAGGAAACUUGUCAACAAAACAAACCCGGGAGGUCGCUUUAUGAGUUCUACAAUGUUUGAUGCGCGUGAAGCGCUUAUGCCCGGCCGCGUUAUCGGUCCUGGUUUUGCGCCACAGAUUGAUCCUACGGCGACAUACCAGGACGCUUACUACCGGACGCAUGACAGAAUGGGUUAUAUUGGUGCGGAGCGAACAGUUGCAGCUGCUGUUGGAAAUAUCCCUAUUCCUGUGGGAAUGUUUUUGCCACCUAUGCCUCCCCAACCUCCACAUAACUAUUACAAUCAAGCCAUGCCAGGUCGCCCAAUGCCAGGUGUACGACAACAACAUGUUUCUAAUCAGUAUAAUCGCAACAACCGUGCACAAACUUCAAACAAUAGACAUCAAGUAAAUCAUGGUUCCUAUGGCAUGAAUACAAGCCAGGCUAGUCAGGAGGCCUCACAGCCAUUAUCCCAAGGUCCGCUUACUCAAGGUGGUAUGUCUCAACCUAUGGCAUCUCAACCAUUAUCCCAACCAGAACUGUCACAGGAUAGUUACUUGGCUGAAGAUUUUCACUUGAAGUCUCAAGGGGAUGCAGUCCUCUCUCAGGAUUCCACGUAUCAAGGCGAUCAGGGUUACAUGAACUCCCUGCCUGAUUACAGCCAACCUAACUAUGCCUCCCAGUAUUAAGUGCCCGUCUGCAGGCAUGUAGGGGACCCAUACAGUAUCAGGCCUGGUUCCCACUGCCCUCAUUCAGGCCAAGAUUGGAGGGAGAUGCAGUAAAGUAGGUGAUUGUACCCUCGGAGAGUUGAGAACAAACCCUUUGUUGAGAUAAGUUGAGAUUUAUUACAAGACCAUUUCAUCGUUCACUAUUAUUACCACUGAGUUCGUUAUAACAGCAAUAGCAGGCAACUACUGAAUCUUGAGUGAUAUCAUUUAGAACAGGAAUGUAAAGAAUACCAUUGUGUCAAUUAUGAUAAAGAAUACCAAACUAGUAUUAAACAGUUGAGACAUAAGUUAAAUAUAUGUCUGUCAGAUAAUGAAAGUGAUGACCAAUUCACUAUAUCCAUUUCUAGUUGUUCGCAAAGCUUGUAACCACUCAUUUUUACAAAUAUAUCUUUAAA
Molecule: messenger RNA, 1709 nt
Organism: Dendronephthya gigantea
Lineage: Eukaryota; Metazoa; Cnidaria; Anthozoa; Malacalcyonacea; Nephtheidae
Product: regulator of nonsense transcripts 1-like
Exons: 12
Coding region: 55-1275 (406 amino acids)
Biological process (GO): nuclear-transcribed mRNA catabolic process, nonsense-mediated decay
Cellular component (GO): cytoplasm
Molecular function (GO): RNA helicase activity
Source: RefSeq, a predicted model, not a curated record